This is a messenger RNA of Chenopodium quinoa (quinoa), 3101 nucleotides long. RefSeq names its product nuclear transcription factor Y subunit A-3-like. Gene Ontology annotation, biological process: regulation of transcription by RNA polymerase II. Gene Ontology annotation, cellular component: CCAAT-binding factor complex. The record is from RefSeq and is a predicted model, not a curated record. Lineage: Eukaryota; Viridiplantae; Streptophyta; Magnoliopsida; Caryophyllales; Amaranthaceae. Bases 1902 to 2756 code for a protein of 284 amino acids. Gene Ontology annotation, molecular function: RNA polymerase II cis-regulatory region sequence-specific DNA binding; DNA-binding transcription factor activity, RNA polymerase II-specific. The transcript is spliced from 6 exons.
GAUUUAUAAUGUGAUAAAAAUAUGAUUUUGCUAAUUUGGGUAUGUAUCUUAAUUUGGGUUUUGAGGUUGGUAAUCAAGUAAUUAGUUUGCACCCAAAAAAAAUCAUGUAUUUAGUGCUGGGUUGUUGUUAAUCUUGUUAUAGGAUUAUGUUAACCCAUUGAAAGCCUCAGUUUCUGCUAUAAUUUUACUGUUUCUAGAUUUAGUUUAGUUCUGUUAAUGGUGUGUUUUGUUUUCUUUCCAUUUCUGUUGAUUAGAGAUUUGACUUCUUGUGGUAAUAAAUACUUGAGUUGCUAUUCUGGGUAUCAAAUUGCAGUCAAAAUUGGAUUUUGAAAGACUUGUUCUAUGGGAAGUUUAGUUUGGAAUUUGGCUUAAAUCGUGUAUAUAUUUCAGAGGUUUCCUGAUAACCUAAGCAUGAAUAUCUGGUGUGGCUUAUGUAGUUUCACUAGACAUGUCGUUGACCCUCUUUGGUUAUUUAUCAUCAUAGCUCCGAGUUGUCGGAUCACGUCUUCAAUUGGUUGGUAUAGUUAUUGUUGAACUCCAUGUACAUUUGCAUUCACAUUGAUUGUAUUUAAUUUCGUUAUUAAUAAGCAAUAUUCAUAUGUCAUUGAUUAGUUUUCUUUUCUCUACUACUGUAAUCUACUAGUCUUGUAGUGAUUUAUGGAAAUGCGCAUAAGUAUUCCAAUCUGUUUAUUAUCUAUGUUAGGAAUUAAUAAUGUAAAGGUUAAACGGCCAAAUGAUUUGGAUGACGUAGGUCUUUGAGACUAGUUGGAAGAAGUUUAAGGAUAUUUGGUAUGGCUGGGUCUCUUCUAUAUGGAGUGGAUUUAUUUUAACAAAGAGAAUUUAAGGAUCUUUCAAGUAAUCUCUUUUAUAUCCAGCUUCUUUUACAUUCCAAACCUUGUUUAUCAUGGAGAAAGUUUAUCAAGUUGUGCACUAUUCAUUAAGUUGCUUAUGGUUCCGGAGCACCGGAGAGGAUGGGCAAGUGUGUAGAUUUGAAUUUUUUGAUUUGAGAAAGCUUCAAACCUUCUCAAAAACUAACAGGGAGACCCCAUGUGCAAAUUGUGGGAUUUCAUCUUGGUCUAGGUAUAGUAGUGCUGUAUGGAUGCAGAAUUUAGUUUGGUUUUGCGUAAGUGUAUUUUUGCAUAAGUGUAUUUUGUGGAAAAUUUUAUGGCUGGUGGUUCUUUAAUUGCUUGAACUGUAUGGUAACAGUAGGCAUGUGUCAACACUGUCCAUGAUUAUAAUUUUCCGUCGGCUAGAACUGGACUCUAGGUGCUGCUUUAUAUUUAUGUACUUGUAGAAUGGUGGAGACGAGAAAGGGUAUCAGCCUUUUAGUCAUUUCAAAUUGACCAUAACAUCACUCCUGCAAAUUCAAUUUAAGAGGAAAUGAGAAAAAAGUGACAGAAGUAACACUGACAGUGCAUGCGAUAGUAAGUUAGCAACAAUGGAAAUUGAGAUAGAGUAGAUGCUGUUCUACUACUCAUUACAAAUUAUCUGCCACUGGAUGUUCUAUUUCAAGUUACUACAUGGGUGAUCUCAGCCUGCGGGUCAGAGCAGUUGUUUUUGGGGGAGGGGAAGAUCACCCAUAAGAUCAUAAUAGCUUGGGUGCUGAGUGAACAUGAGGAACCUAGCUGUAGAUUAACAGAUCAGCUAUCAGUUUCCAUUUGAAAUUACUUUGGCUAAUCGUAGCCUGUGGGUCAGAACAGUUUUUAUGAGUGUGUUGGGGGUUUGGCAAUCUACACAGGAUCAUACUUUAAGUUGCAGCUAUCAACAAGAAUAUAGGUUCCAAGAAGGAAGCAGAUUCAGGUGUUGCUAAAUCAACUACUCAUUUCGCCUUAGUUUCCAAUUGUGGUGGCCAUCCAUUAAACUCAUCCAGAAUCUCCUAAAUCCACUUUUCAAACUUGAAAAUGGGAGUUCCUGCUCAACGCUAUCAGGGUGCAAAGUUGUUAGAUUUUUCAUUUCAAGAUCAGGAUUCAUGUUCAACUCAAUCAACUGGUCAAUCUUAUACCAGCUCUGCUAGCUUUGGAGAGAAUGACCUUCGUACUCAAAGCAUGAGUUUUGCCCAAUCAGGUUAUAAUACUCAUGGGAAACAUGAAAGCGGUGAGUAUAAAUUCAACUUCUCAAUGGGAACUCAGGAUUACACCUUACCCCCUCUGCAGACUGAUUUUAACCAAGCCGUUCCUCAGUUUGCUGUCACUUUUCCUGAUCAACACUACAAUAGCGUAAUGUCAACAUAUGCGCCUCAAGCUGUGAUGGUGGGAAUCAUGCCUGCUCGAGUUCCUCUCCCUCUCGAUUUUUCAGCAAGUGAUCCCAUCUAUGUCAAUGCGAAGCAGUAUCAUGGUAUCUUAAGGAGGAGACAGCAUCGUGCUAAGCUUGAGGCUCAGAACAAACUUGCCAAAAACCGAAAGCCAUAUCUUCAUGAAUCCCGACACCAACAUGCAUUGAAGCGGACCCGGGGAUCUGGUGGGCGUUUUCUUAACAUGAAAAAGCUCCAAGAAUCCAACACUUCUGCUCAAAAUACCAAGGACCAUAAUAAGGUUUCAGGCGCAAUUUCACUACAUUUGGCUGGAAAGGCUUCAGGAGCUGAAGUUCGCCAGCAAGAAAACCAUAGAGAAGGCACCUCCACAACAUCUUGUUCUGAUGUCACUAGUACCUCUAACAGUGAUGAUAUCUACCAUCCACUGGAAUUUAGGUUCUCUAACUACUCAUCAGGCUAUGGGGAAGCUGUGCUAGGUGGUGGUAGCGCGGAGAACUAUAUUUGAGGGGGUGAAAAACAGCAUCCCGAUCAACACUCUGGUUGAGAAAUCACCCGGAAGAGAUUUUGGUUGUUGAUCAUCAUUCCUUAAAAGGGAAGUCAUCCUUGGCUCAGUUACUUUCUGCUUUGUAUUAAGUUUUUUUAUAAGCUGUCUAAUUUUCGAAGUGUAGAGAUUUAGUUCUUUCUAAUUACUUUCUGAAUGAUGUGACAAAUAAACUUGGUUGGAAGAAAGCGGAUUAGUGUGGUGAUUUGUAAUUAUUGGAUAACAUUAUUAUCAUUUGUGUAAAAUUACACUUUGAUUAAUGUCAAGCUGCCUGUUGGACAUAAAGCUGGCUCUCCUUUAUUUUAUUUC